CUUGUGUGUUCUUCAUCUUACCCAAAUUGUUCCCUGGGCCGGGACGAGCCCUAAAACGCAGCACACGCCCACGAUACUUUCCGACGAUAUCACCACCCAUCUGGAGCUAUGGUCGACUCCAUCUAUUUAUUUUGCCUUUUCCUUGUUGUUCACGUAUGGGCAGAGCCGGGGAUGUUCUACAACCCCCCGACCGGCGGGCCGAUCCACGACUAUUCCGAGGACCCCGUCUACACCCUCGAGCAGACAGUGCAGCUACGAUGGGCGACCAGCCUAAAGUACUUCUCCUUGAUGCUCUGGCAGAACGAUAACCCGGACUACGAGUGGCUGCAGACCAACCUCCAUGGAGUAACAAGCUACGACUGGAUCGUCAGCACCCAGAGAAAUCUCAGCGACGGGGCCGUGUUCUUCUUCCAGAUCCGAGACGCCACUGAUUUGGACAACGAGGACGGUAUUUUUGCAAGUCAUUACUUCAAUAUCACCGGGAAGGAGACUACCACGACGGCAGCUGGAGCCUCGACGACGACAAGGACGACGGCAUCCACGUCCGCUCCGACUAUAUCUUCUGUGGCUCUGACUGCAUCGGUUGCUGUCACCGCGUCCACUGUCCCUGCGGAGACUACAACUCCAGCAGCGACGCCUUCUGGAACGAGUACUGGGACCAAAGUUGGGAUUGGCGUGGGUGUGGGGGUGGGUUGUGCGCUGUUGGGGGCGAGCGCGUUGGCAUGGUAUCUGCUUCGACGGCGCAAGAAGGAGUCGGGAAGUGAGACGAGGGCUCCAAUGAGUCCGGCAAGUGGAACAGUGCCGUCGUAUGAGCUGCUGGCAUCGCCUAAAGUGGCAGAAUCUUCCCAUGCACCUGUACCGACAUUAGUGGAGAUGUCGGGUCCUGUCGAGAGUAGAUACGAGCUGCCGUCGUGAAGUCAGAGCGGAUUUUCAACUACGCUUAUCACCAGAGCGUGAGUUUAUAUGAACUACGUGCCAUAAUAAAUCUGUACGGCAGUGUGUCGGAAAUCCC
This is a messenger RNA of Aspergillus homomorphus CBS 101889, 1012 nucleotides long. RefSeq lists its product as uncharacterized. Bases 109 to 915 code for a protein of 268 amino acids. The record is from RefSeq and is a predicted model, not a curated record. Lineage: Eukaryota; Fungi; Ascomycota; Eurotiomycetes; Eurotiales; Aspergillaceae. The transcript has 2 exons.